This is a messenger RNA of Triticum turgidum subsp. durum (durum wheat), 405 nucleotides long. Lineage: Eukaryota; Viridiplantae; Streptophyta; Magnoliopsida; Poales; Poaceae. The record is from the annotation of a GenBank genome assembly.
AUGAGAAAACGCAGACAAGAGCGUAAGCGCAAGGGCUUGGUCAUAGCGCUCAACACGUAUGCCAAGCGAAACAACAUUCAGCUCUCUGAGUUGGAAUUUGUGGAAGAGAAAGAGAGGAAUCAAGUCGAUGGAUGCGCAGCACUAUAUGUGCACUCCAACUUUCUGGUGAAAGGUUCAGAUGGCAAACAUACUAUGUUCUUUGCUGAGAUGCGACCUGACUGCACACAGGAAGAGGAUGUUGUUCUCUGCACACCUUUGGAAGAAAACAAUUAUGGUCAUUGUUACGGGUGCGAUGAUCGAGCAAAGGAGCUUAGGCAUCCCUCGGGCGGUGGCUACUUGGGUGGACAUAAUGAGAUGAUUUUUCACUUGGAGGAGCUGGACAGUGAUGAUGACUGUUUUAUGUGA